This is a messenger RNA of Cyclocybe aegerita, 2835 nucleotides long. The record is from the annotation of a GenBank genome assembly. NCBI's taxonomy places the organism in Eukaryota, Fungi, Basidiomycota, Agaricomycetes, Agaricales, Hemipholiotaceae.
AUGGUGGAUGAUCCAAGCAAGCGCAAGUCCCUCAAUGGGACCCAUAUGCAGCGGCAUUACCUGCAUCAGCACCCUCAGAUGGGCCCGCAAGCUUCAGCUCACGGGUACACCGAUAUGAACGAUUCACGGAUGAUGGCGAGGCCGCGGAUGAGCGAGUCACGCGAGUACGCGGACGGCAGCACCGUAUGGCACCAGCAAAGCCAGCACCAUCUUGCUAGCAUGCCCUAUGGCGCUCCCGUGAUGUCCCCCUUGUACUCGGACGAACGAACUGCUUUGUCCGGUGAUUACCAGUCUCAAAGUACUUACCCAUCGAGCUAUGAGGAGCAGGCGAGAGCGCCUUCGGAUGCGCAAUCAUGGCAGGCAACGGAACGAGCGUCCGUUCGUAUUGCCGCACAGAGCACUGUUCCAGAGUCGUCGAACGACUCCCAUGGCAUGCGGUAUACGUCUUCCUCGACAACAGCUUACUAUUCCAACCUAUACACUACCCAGCCGCCCUAUCCACAAAUGCAGGAACCUGUGCCUGUUUCCGCGCCGCCCCAGCGGCUCUCCUCCGAGCCUCCUAGGACUUCUGGGGCUCCCUCCACAUCUACCAAACGGCAACAGCCUGACAGCGAGGCUGAGCCAGCGCCCAAGGCAAAACGACCCAAAGCCAAAGUCAAAUCGACAGCCACGGGAACGGGAGCAACGUCCAGUACAGCAGGGACCUCGAAGCGUGGCUACAACGCCAAGAAGCGCAGUGAAGCCGCUUUGAUAUCUGCUCAGAACGCGUCAGCUCUUCAGAGAGCUGGAACUGUAGCAUAUAACGCAGCUAGUGGCCCAGGCGAUGCUGAUCCCCUUCCGCCCCUCAUCCCGGAGCUCCAGUUCGCCCGUUGUAUGUCGAACCGGUAUCGCAAAGAGGAAUUCCCUCGAUGCGUAUCGUGCACCCGCCGAUGGGCAGGGGACACUUGUCGUUUCCAAGGAAUUCGAUAUCUUAUGCGGGAUGCUGACAGGAAUUUACGGGGUCUUAGUUUUAACGAACGUAACGCCUUGAUGCCGACGGAGGGUACGAAGAUGGAGUAUCCGACGAAGUGGAAUCGAGAGUUUGAGAGGAGUCACGUACGGCGGACGAAGUUGGCGAUCGCUAAAGCGCUUCUGCCUAUCUUGAAGGCCGAAUUCGACCAUCUGAAUGUCCCAGAAAUCGUUCGAAGACCACGGGAGACCGAUGUUCGAGCGACGUGUGAUACGUGUAUAACCUCCAUCUUUUCUACCUCCUUCAUGUGCCGACUUUGUGGACGCGAAGUGUGCAACGAGUGUUACCAGCAGGUUCGCGAGUUGACCGAGCAACCACACAACGCCACUCCGGCCGAGCUCGCUGCGCUUGCCAAUCGACGAGAAAGGCAUGCGCACGCAAAUCCCUUCUUCCUAAGUUGCACGAAGAGAAAUGAGCACGGGGUCGUUGAGUUCACCCCUGUUACGAGGUUCGUCAGGUCAGAACUGGAAAAAGCGAUCAAGAACAUGGAGAAGAUCCUCCAGUCGGAGAAGGCGGAUGAUACCCCUGCGUCUGUCGCCGCGGGGACCACCCCCUUGAUGUAUUCACAACUCCUCAGCCAUCCCUCAAUGCCCUUCCCCGACCCUCUUAUCACGCCAGUAUUUGACGAUUUCAUUGUCUCAAACCUCACCGACGCCAACAAACGUGUACCCACCCUUCAAGCCCAGGUCAUCUCAGCUGCCAUGUUCGAUCCACGCCCACCGAAUAGCUCAUCUACGACCCCAGCUACUUCCUUUGCCUCUUUAUGGCAGCAAGGCAAGCCAUUACUCGUCAAGGACUGCCAGUCAAGGUUCAAACUACGAUGGGAUCCUGAGUACUUCAUCCAGAAGUACGGCGAUCAAGGAUGCUUGAUCGUCGAAUGCCAGACGGACGUGAACAGGCGGGUGACUAUCCGCGAUUUCUUCAGCGACUUUGGAAAGUACGAGGGUCGCACGGAGUGCUGGAAGUUGAAGGAUUGGCCGCCAACUGCCGAGUUUAAGACCGCAUUUCCGGAGCUGUACGAAGAUUUUAGCAAUGCUGUUCCUGUGCCAGACUAUGUUAGACGCGAUGGGGUGGAGAACCUCGGUUCACACUUCCCGACUAAUGCUGUAGGGCCAGACCUCGGACCUAAGAUGUACAACGCGAUGGCGUCUACGCAAGAACCUGGCACCAAGGGAUCUACGCGGCUGCAUAUGGAUAUGGCCGAUGCGCUCAACGUUAUGCUCUACGCGACUCCUUGCGAGGACGGCACCCCUGGCUACGCCGCGUGGGAUCUCUUCAAGGCGGAAGAUAGCGAUAAGAUUCGGGCAUAUUUAAGGAAGAAGUUUGGACCUGGGGGUGCUGGGGCGAAGACGGGGGAUAAGGCGUCCGCCGCAGCACAAGCGCAGCUUAUGACUCACGACCCCAUUCACGGUCAGCAAUUCUACCUGGACGCCGAGAUGCGAAUGGAACUGGCGCAGGCCUGUGAUGUUCGGGCCAUCAGAAUUUACCAAAGGCCAGGCGACGGUAUUUUUAUCCCCGCUGGUUGUGCCCAUCAGGUCGCGAAUAUGUCCGACUGCAUGAAGAUCGCCAUCGAUUUUGUCAGCCCGGAGAACAUUGACCGCUGCGAGAAGCUGACGAAGGAGUUCAGGGAGCAGAACCAGAGCAAGGUCUGGAAGGAGGACGUCCUCCAGCUGAGAACGAUGAUGUGGUUCGCAUGGCAGUCGUGCUGCAGCAAGGAGGCUGAGAUGGAUAACGAUGACUCUGCACUUGGCGGCAGUGCUGGGUCGAGCGUUGCAGCCGCGAGGAAUGGUGUCCGUGUGAUCGAAGGUCCUGCUUCGUCGAGCUGA